Messenger RNA from Lytechinus pictus (painted urchin), 1134 nucleotides. RefSeq lists its product as uncharacterized. Gene Ontology annotation, molecular function: ubiquitin-protein transferase activity. NCBI's taxonomy places the organism in Eukaryota, Metazoa, Echinodermata, Echinoidea, Temnopleuroida, Toxopneustidae. The transcript has 3 exons. The coding region runs from base 1 to 1134 and encodes 377 amino acids. The record is from RefSeq and is a predicted model, not a curated record.
AUGGAGAAAUUGAAAGAUUUCCUCAGACAGAGAGGGCUGAAGGAAGACAUAAUCCAGAAAAUGGUUGAAGAUAAGCAGGUUGAUGUGGAAAUAAUCCCAUUGCUUGAUGAUAAGAAACUUGCCGAGUACAUCCCAGCAUAUGGAGACCGGGUAGCAGUGGUAACAUUUUGCAAGUGUGAAUCAGGGCCAUCAUGCUCUACUAGUUCACCAAAAGCAGCAAAGCCAUCAAUGGUAGACAACAGAUUAAAAAUUAAGAUCAAGAAAUCUCAGAAGAAAAAUAUUGGUAACAGGAAUGCAGAAAAAGAGGAAAGGAGGGUGGAGAUAGGGUGGAAAGACUUUGAUGUGGCCAGUAUGGAGUACAAGCAGAUUCGAACAUCUAAGGGUGGCAGAACGAGGCAUCUAAAGUUGGGGAAAAAUGCAACAGCCGUUGGAAGAAUCCUUGUGAAAGGAUUCAUAGACCACAAAAUUUUCCCUCUUAGAAUGGCACCAGCUUUCGUCAUUGGCAUGCUAUUUGGUGAAGAUGCAGUCCUGCCUGACACUUUGAUGGAGUCUUUCAAGCUUUACCUAAAUGAUGGAGAUCGAGCUUGUGUUCAGUCUGCACUGUCUGAAAACACAACAGAGGAAGAGCAUGAAGCACUCGUUGACCUCCUUGACCGAGAAGGUGGGCAUACCAUACCAAAAGAAGGGAAAUCAUUAGCACUUAUGUUCCAGUUGGCGCACAAGGUCAUCAUCCAGAACGGGAGCUAUGCGAUGCAGUGUAUGAGGGAAGUUGUGACUCCUCAGUUGUUAAGCAAUCUUCCAACCCCCUCGGUAGUUCUCAGCAUAUACCAAGAGCUCCAACCUACAACAAAGAAAGAAGAGACAAACUCGGUGCGUCUCCUCAUGCAGUACAUUAAGGGGCAAGACAAGAAAGGAUUGAAAAAAUUAAUGCAUUUUCUGACAGGAUCUGAAGUGAUGAGCGUUUCCAAAAUAAUGGUUCAAUUCACGUCUCUAGAAGGUGCAGGCAGGCGACCAGUGGCACAUACAUGUGGGCCUACUCUUGAACUUCCAAGUACCUAUGGAAGUUACCGGGAAUUUCGCCAAGAGUGGGAUUGUAUAUUAGCAUCAGGAUAUAUGAACUUUGAUUUUGGUUAA